Messenger RNA from Miniopterus natalensis, 4581 nucleotides. The record is from RefSeq and is a predicted model, not a curated record. NCBI's taxonomy places the organism in Eukaryota, Metazoa, Chordata, Mammalia, Chiroptera, Miniopteridae.
UUUCCCCCUUCACAUUUUAUUCCAGGACCCAUCAGUUACACAGGUGACAAGAAAUGUUCCACCAGGACUUGAUGAAUACAAUCCAUUCUCGGAUUCUAGAACACCCCCACCAGGCAAUGUGAAAAUGCCGAAUGUACCUAGUACACAACCAGCAAUAAUGAAACCAACAGAGGAACCUCCACCUUAUACACAGAUUGCAAAGGAACAUGCCUUGGCCCAAGCUGAACUUCUUAAGCGCCAGGAAGAACUAGAAAGAAAAGCUGCAGAAUUAGAUCGUCGAGAACGAGAAAUGCAAAACCUCAGUCAACAUGGCAGAAAAAAUAAUUGGCCACCUCUUCCUGGCAAUUUUCCUGUGGGACCUUGUUUCUAUCAGGAUUUUUCUGUAGACAUUCCUGUAGAAUUCCAGAAGACAGUGAAGAUUAUGUACUACUUGUGGAUGUUCCACACAGUAACACUGUUUCUAAAUAUCUUCGGAUGCUUGGCUUGGUUUUGCGUUGAUCCUACAAGAGGGGUUGACUUUGGCCUGAGUAUCCUGUGGUUCUUGCUUUUCACUCCUUGUUCAUUUGUCUGUUGGUACAGACCACUUUAUGGAGCUUUCAGGAGUGACAGUUCAUUCAGGUUCUUUGUAUUCUUCUUCGUCUAUAUUUGUCAGUUUGCUGUCCAUGUACUACAGGCUGCAGGAUUUCACAACUGGGGCAACUGUGGUUGGAUUUCAUCCCUUACUGGUCUCAACAAAAGUAUUCCUGUUGGAAUCAUGAUGAUAAUCAUAGCAGCACUUUUCACAGCAUCAGCAGUCAUCUCACUAGUUAUGUUUAAAAAGGUACAUGGACUGUAUCGCACAACAGGUGCUAGUUUUGAGAAGGCCCAGCAAGAGUUCGCAUCUGGUGUGAUGUCCAACAAAACUGUCCAGACCGCAGCUGCAAAUGCAGCGUCCACUGCAGCAACUAGUGCAGCUCAGAAUGCUUUCAAGGGCAACCAGAUUUAGAGAAUCCUCCAGCAAUGCACUGUUACCUUUUGACUGUACUUUUUCUCCACUUACUGUAUUCUAUAAAUAUUUUUAUGUUCAAAACACACAGUAUACACAGCAUGUAUAUCUCCUAUUCACUUGUGCAUGGGCAAAAACUAGAAAAACUUCCAUGUCUUAUUAUUUACCUAACAGUUUCUUAAGAUUUUAGUGCCCCUUUCAGAAAAAAAUAUUACAUGCUAAAUAAGUAUUCUCCAUAUUUUGGGGGCGAUGAAUGUUCACAUUAUUUCAGGGGUGAGACACUGAAAUUAAUAUGGUACUUAUGAUUAAAAAUGCAUUUAGUACUAGCUACAGUCAUUCAAGAAUCUUAGACGUAAGGAUUGAUUACACAUUGGAGCAGUAAACUGAUGCUUCAUUUCUUUUUUCUUAUAUUGAAAGAAAUAGGCCAUGGGAGACUUAGAGAUUUUUUAAUUGGCUUGCUUUUUAGCAGUUUCAGUCAUCAGUGAAGCGCCUAUGUGCAUUUCGUAGUAGAUAAUGUAAAUUUUAUCUUUUUCUUUUCUUUUUUUAGAGUAGUUGAUAUUUUGAUAUCUAUGAUCUUGCAUGGGUACAAAGUUUCUAAAAAUAGUAUUUUGGGUUCUGCACUGCUUAUAGUUGUACAAUUGGGGAGUCAUUUGUAGAAUUAUAUAAAUGAUUUUCUGUAAUAGUUUCUUUUAAGUAAAAGUUUAUUGGGGUGCAAUAUGAGAAUAUAUUGUGCAGUGCAUUAUCCAAAAGAAAAGGUAGAAAAAUUGAUGGGAUAGAAUGUAGUGAUGAGAAUACCUUUUUUCUUUUUAAUUUUCAGUAUUCAUAUCAUAGUAAAAUAGUACUGUGUGGAAACUUUGGUAUAUUCUUGUGGCUACUCUUCUUAAUUGAACUGAGAUUGUGUUUGGCAGCUCUUUUGGGGUGUGUGUGUGUGUGAUUUUUAACAAAGGUAUUCAAGUCUAGCCUAACUCCUUGUCCAUAAAGAACAUACAGUAUUUAAGGGAUUUUUUUUUUUUUAGCCUCUCAUCUCUAGUGGCAUUAAAUAUAAAAAGACUCUGCCAUUUUACAUAUAGUUGAAUCCCUAGUACAUAUCAGUCUUUCAAUUUUUGAGACAGACUGUAUAUAUUAAAAUUUUUCAGUAGUAGAAAAAAGUGAACAUUAAACUUGCAUCAAGCAAGAAAAUAUACAAUUGAAUGCAUUAAUUAUGAAUAUAAUCACUUUAAAAUUGUUACUCUGCAGCACAGGAGUUCAUUCUUAUAGUGUACUUGGGUUGAAAGUUUGAAUGAUCUUUAAUACUGAUUAAGAGGCUCAAGACAUUUGUAAAGUCAUGAUACUGUGUUUUGGAAGUCAUUAGCUAAUUUAAGAUUACAGAAUAAUAGGUAGUGAUUUAUUCAACUUGAUUUUAAGUAAGAAUCAUUUUUGGAUUCUAUUAUUUGAGACUCACAUCCCUUUAUAAAAAUAUCAGCUGGGCACAAAUGGUUAGCUUACUUUCAUUCUUCCCCCCAAAUCUGGAAUUAGAAUGAGUUUCAUGCUGGGGCUGGAUGGUGAGCUCUCACUACUUAUGAAGGAAGCUUUGCAUGAUAGUGCUAGUAAGUGACACAGAUCCAUCCAAGUGGUGUUUACAUUUGAUUUAUUUGGGAGUUUUUUGAAGUAAUAUACUUGGAAUAUAUUUCUUUUAUUUUGAUGAAAAUAGAGUACAGAGUAUGAAUUUAAAGCUGUUUGUGAAUAUUUCUGAUCAGUGAUCUCCACCUACUUUCUCAACCAAAUAAGCCAGUUCAAGUUUUUCAGAAUCUAUAAUCUUAUUGAAAAUUUGUUUCAUCUGUGUGCUCUAUUGAGUGUGGGUUUACAUUCAGAAUAUUAACCACAAAAUACAAGAACACUAUGUCCAUUAUUAAUUUAUAUCUCAAGUCCACUUUUGCUUUUCUUUAAAGUGCAAAUGAAAGAUACAUCAUAGAGACUUUUGAAAACUGCUGAGCUACUUCAGGAACAGAAAUGCUUUUAUCUAUUCUGUAGAUAUCCCCCUUGUUAAAUAGCGAAGAAUAAUUACAACUAACAGUAGUACCUUUUUUGUGCGGAUGAGGAAAAUGUUAUAAAUUCAGUUAUUUGGAUUAAUACAGGCUUAUGAGAGAAUUGUUUUUUAAAAACAUAAAUGUGCAUUAAAAUGAGGGCAGUGUUUAUAGUUUGAUAAGGUGUAGGGGUUUUAAAUUCUUAUAUUUUCUAUUACUAAUUAGUAAAUAGUCACAUUUUCACUCAGCAAAAGAUUGGCAUUUGAUAGUGUUUUAUGUUUAAUACUAAUAUUGCUCAGUAAUGAAUCAUGAAAUGGUCUUUCACAGUGUAAGCAAGCACCCAUGUCAUCUUUCAGUUUGCAAUAUUAAGUGGUGGCUGUUUUAUUUAAAACUAAAGUUUGAACACUGGAAAAUUCUUGCUCAGUGACUUGUAAUUUGGAACUUGGAUUAUUUAUGUAGGGAUGUUUGUAUAUUUUGUCAGUGAGUAAUACUGAGCUGCCAUCAUGGUGACUGUCAUGGUUCUAUAUAAAUGCCCUCCAUCUGUCCCUCUAAUGUUGCAUGUCUCCGGUGGUUUGGAAGUUUUGUAUAUUUAUUGUAUUAAUACAAAGUGUUCUAAAAUAAAACGCUGUUUAGUGGAUGUUUGUUUGUUGAGGGUUUAAUGUAUAUAGAAAUUCCACAUUUGAAUUAAAAAGAAAUCUAUAUAAUUCUAUCAUUUGCUAAGCAAAAUAAGCAUAUAAAAGAUUAGUUAAAAGCUUUCAUCAACAUAAAAUGAUAAUUUUUCUGUUGCAUUAGACCUUCGUAGGUAGUGGAACAUGAGCCUCACGCAUAUUAAAUAUUUUGACCACUUUAAAUACACAGACUGCCUAGAGAUUCAAAAUGGAAAAAUGUGUUUUGUGGCUCAGAUUUUUCCUAGUGGGUUAAAAUGAAUGCCUCUGUCCUAGUAUCGCACUGAUUCGAGUGAACUUGUAUUCUGUUUCCUAACCUCGCGAUUUAACUCUGUUUUAUGUGCUGAUGAAAAUACCUGUUUGAAUUUUCACUUGGUUAUUUGAAGAGGAUGUUCAAAUAUAAUAUAAAAUCAUGUUCAUGGUGAAUUUUAUUUUGAGAAAUAUGUGUUCAGUUAAAAUAGGAACAAUAUUUUCAACUUUCUGGGUGUUACCUAAAAAAAAAAGUGAGUUUGGAUUGCCAUUGGAUAUAUCUCCUACAAAUCAUAUUGAGACAGUGUAUGGGUUGCCUUUUAGAGGGAAUUUAAUGUUAAAUUUAUUGUUUCUGUAAAUUAUUUGUAGUAGCAUAAUGCUUUAUUAUCUUUUUCUGAAUACACUGACAUUAGCAUUUAAUUUUAUCUUUAUUGCUAAAAUCUAUGUUUAGACUGUUACUAUACAGAACUUGUUACCAUUUUACUCAUAUUUUCUGGUUAGAAUUACCAUGGCUGUCAAACACCAUUUCACUGUAUCGCCUUCCAUUUUUUCCUUAAGGAACAUGUUUAGAGGAAUUUGUUGAUUCCAUGUGAUUAUGACCUUUAGGAGUGUAAUAAAAGUGUUUAAUGUGAAAAUAAUUGAGGGUGGUUUUAAAAUAAAAAAUACCUUAUUUGACAGA